AUGGGGGGCGGCCCGCGGCGUCCCGGGGUGCUGCCGCUUCUGGCGCUGGCGCUGCUGGCGGCUCAGGGCGGGGCAGCCCCGCUGCAGCCCGGCGGCUCCCCCGCGCUUACCAAGAUCUACCCCCGCGGCAGCCACUGGGCUGUGGGACAUCUAAUGGGGAAAAAGAGCACUGGAGAUUUUCCCUACAUCUAUGAAGAAGAAAGCAAGACACCAUUGUCAGCUCUGCCUGAAAAUAUCAAGCAGCUUGAAGACUACCUGCAGUGGGAAGAAAUCUCCAAAUAUUUGCUAUGGCUGCUGGAAGGGAAUGAAAAUAAAAGUGCUCACUUUUUAAAAGGAGGGCUUCCCUGGUAUACCAGGAACACCUGGGAGACAGAUGACAAUAGCAGCUGGAAAGAUAUGAUGGACUAUCUGCUUCAAGUUAUGAAUAUGAAAGAGAGCACACCAAGCUGAAAGAAGGCUAAAUCAUGAAGGAAUUGAAUACUUUCUGUAAGAGACUAUAUUUCACUGGCACUUGAUUGUAUCAGAUAAUCAACAAGGUCUCUUUUCUGUAAACGAGAUUUUCUUUGUGUAAAAUAUCCAAAUGCACAUAUUCUUGUAUGGUUCAG
Calypte anna (Anna's hummingbird) is the source of this 605-nucleotide messenger RNA. It is a transcript of the gene GRP, whose product is annotated as gastrin releasing peptide. Gene Ontology annotation, biological process: neuropeptide signaling pathway. The record is from RefSeq and is a predicted model, not a curated record. The coding region runs from base 1 to 450 and encodes 149 amino acids. The transcript has 3 exons. Gene Ontology annotation, molecular function: neuropeptide hormone activity. NCBI's taxonomy places the organism in Eukaryota, Metazoa, Chordata, Aves, Apodiformes, Trochilidae.